UAUAGGUUCAAGUUCACUUAUUGCCUAUGCCGUAUUCCAGAAUAUACAGAAAUCUCCAGAGAGUUUCGCUCUUGUUGCCCAGGCUGGAGUGUGAUGGUGCAAUCUCGGCUCACUGCAACCUUCGUCUCCUGGGUUCAAGCAAUUCUCCUGCUUCAGCCAGGGUUUCACCAUCUUGGCCUGGUUAAUCUUGAACUCCUGAUCUCCUGAUCCACCUGCCUGGACCUCCCAAAGUGCUGGGAUUACAGGUGUGAGCCACCAUACCUGGCCAAGAGCAAGGAUUUUUAAAAGUCGAUACUCUCAACUAUAAUUGCUCUCCAAACUAAACAAAAUUUUUAAUAUUUAUUAUAUUCUAGAUAUAUUUGCUCAGUGCUUUCAAUGUAUUUUUCAUUUAAUCCUUAAAAAACUUUGAGAUGGAUAUUAUUAGUCUGAUAUUGCAGACAAGGAAACUGAAUCCUGGUAAGGGGGACUUACCUAAGUUCUUAGAGCUAGUAAGUGUUGGAGCUGGAAUUUGAAUGCAACCUUGUCUUGUUCCAGAGCCUCUCCCCCAUACACUUUUAAACCACCAAAAUAUAAUGUCCAAUGAAAAUGGAUUUUGAAGUUUCAGUGGUAGAUUGUGACUGUGUAAGUCAAACUGGAAAGUAAAAGUCUUGAUACUGUAUUGUCAUUGCCUGCCGAAGUAAUUUUAAGGCAAACAUCUUGUGAUUCAGAUUUUCUUAAUGUUUAUUUCCUUUGCUGGAAUUUGAGUUCAGAUAUGACUAAGUUAAUAAAGUCUGAGUUACACAAUAGAGAGAGCUAAGCUUUAUCUCUGAAAGCAGGGUUUCUCAACCUCAGCUUUAUUGAGAUUUGGGGCUAGAUAAUUAUUUGUAGUCCUGUACAUUAGGUUGUUUGGCAGCCUUUACCAGCUGGAUACUAGUAGUAAAUCCCCUGUUCUUCAGUUGUGACAACCAAAAAUUUCUUCAAACAAUGCCAAAUGGUCCAGGUGUAGUGGCAGGUGCCUAUAGUUCUAGCUACCCAGGAGGCUGAGGUGGGAGGAUUGCUUGAGCACAGGAGUUCAAGGCUGCAGUGAGCUAUGAUCAUAUCACUGCACUUCAGCCUGGGUGACAGAGCAGGACCCCAUCUCUUAAAAAUAAAAAAAUUGCUGAAUAUCCCUGUGAGGGUUGGAUCGGGGCAAAAUUGUUCUUGUUUGAAAACUACUAUCCAAGGUGACUUUCUGGCAUAACAGUGGGUUGGGACUUUAUAAAGAUAUAAGGUGUUAAGGUCUAAUUUGGCUUAGGACAUGACUCUUUUUUCUUAUUAUUUAUAAUUAAAACAAAAUAGAGAUGCUCUUGAGUAGGGAGAGCUCUUGGUUUAUUCUGCCCAUGGUUUAAAUUAAAGACAAAUAGAGAGGAAAGCACCAGCCAUGGUGGCGCCAAGUCCCUUGUGGUAGCAGAGAGGAAUCAGCUGGACCUCACGGGAGCUUGGAUGGUCAUGGCCUUUACCUUGUACUCACUGCUGCAGGCAGCCCUGCUCUGUGUCAAUGCCAUUGCCAUGCUGCACGAAGAGAGAUUCCUCAAGAACAUUGGCUGGAGAAUAGACCAGAGAAUUGGUGGAUUUGGGGAAAAGCCAGGAAUUAAAUCUCAGCUAAUGAACCGUAUUCAAUCUGUAACAACUGUGAUGAGAAUGCCAUUGAUAAUAGUAAACUCAAUUGCAAUUGUGUUACUUUUAUUAUUUGGAUGAAUAUCAGUAGAGGAAAUGGAGACUCAGAAGAGAUGCUAGCAGAAGUUAUUAUUUAGGUCAUUACUGGAAUAAAGGCUGAGAUGGGAGGAUCACUUGAGCCUGGGAGGCUCAGGAAGUAAGUAAGUAAGACUGCAGUAAGCCAAGAUCGGGCCACUGCACUCCAGUCUGGGUGACAAAGUGAGACCCUAUUUCAAAAAAAAAAAAGAAAAGAAAAAAAAUCAGAUCAUGAGAGGCAGUAACUCUCCAGGACUGGAAUAUUUGCUCACUGUUAAUGGUAGCUCACUGUGUGCUGAGAUUGUUAAAAGAGUGCAUAAGACUGUUGUUUCUGUUUUUAAAGAUAUUUUUCUAUCUCUCAUUUCUGAGGGAUAAAUUUUUUAAAAAAGUUUUGAAGUUCUUUGGGACUUAGCUAUGAUGUGAAUGCUUAUCCCUAGAUGAAAUUUAAAGGAUUUUUAAAAAGUUAUUGCUACACGUAAAAUAAUAAAUAGGUAAUUUGAGUAAUUUUAUUUUGAACUCCUUGGUUAAUUAUUUUUUUUUUUUUUUUUUUUUUUUUUUUUUUUUUUUUUUUUGAGACAGAGUCUCGCUCUGUCGCCCAGGCUAGAGUGCAGUGGCGCAAUCUCGGCUCACUGCAAGCUCCGCCUCCCGGGUUCACGCCAUUCUCCUGCCUCAGCCUCUCCGAGUAGCUGGGACUACAGGCGCCCGCCACCGCGCCCGGCUAAUUUUUUGUAUUUUUAGUAGAGACGGGGUUUCACCGUGGUCUCGAUCUCCGGACCUCGUGAUCCGCCCGCCUCAGCCUCCCAAAGUGCUGGGAUUACAAGCGUGAGCCACCGCGCCCGGCUAAUUAUUUUGUUUGUAUAUUGUUUCAGCUACGGAUAAUUCAAAUUUAUAGACACUAUUGUGGAGUAAUACUCUCUGAUAUAUCAAGGAGAAUUGUGUUAGUCACAUGAUGAUUUUGUUUUACUUUUUUAAUGCAUUUAUUAUUUUAUUAAUUGGACUAAAUGUUGAGACCAGACCAGUGUCUACAUAUUUUCAUUGUUAGAAAAAUCUACAAAAGUCUACCCUUUCUACAAUGAUGACUUUAAAAAAAAAAAGCAGCAUAAAUAUUAGCCUGCAAGAGCAGUCCUAAACAAUCACAAUUAAACUGUACUACACAUGAAGACUGUUGUGAAGCAUUUACCUCCCCCAAAAUCUUUACAGUUCCAUUUCUUGGUGAAGUGGCACGCUGUGGGUUGUGAUUCUUAAUUCUUCAUUGUGUUUGUCAAUAGGACAUUCAUGCUGGAUAGGUUGUCUUUUGUUUAUUUUUUUAUGUCUCAAAUCAUCUUGUGGGAUUGUUUGCUCAUCUCGUAAUACAGUUUUAAGCAGAAAGGUUGAAACAAUGUAAAUGGUUUUUGUGAAAAUUAUUGGUUACUAUAUAUUUUUUUCUUUUUUUUUUUUUUUUGAGCUGGAGUCUCGCUGUGUAGCCCAAGCUGGAGUGCAGUGGCACAGUCUCAGCUCACUGCAACCUCCGUCACCAGGGUCUCGGUUCAAGCAAUUCUGGCUCAGCCUCCUGAGUAGCUGGGAUUACAGGCAUGCGCCACUAUGCCCAGCUAAUUUUUGUAUUUUUAGUAGAAACGGGGUUUCACCAUGUUGGUCAAGCUGGUGUUGAACUCCUGACCUCAUGAUCCACCCUCCUUGGCCUCCCAAAGUGCUGGGAUUACAGGCGUAAGCCACCGCGCCCAGCCCAGUUACAAUAUUUUUAAAGAGCUAGAAUGGCCUCUUUGUAAAUAGAAGAACAUUUGUAAAUAAAGUUGAAUUUCUAAGUAAAAAAAAGGACACAUACAAAUGUAUAUAUAUGUGGGUUUUUUUUAAAGAGUUUUUGCUUUCAUGUUUAGGACCAUAUCUUAUGCUUUUUUGGGUUUUCUUUAUUACCAGUCACUAUGCUGGUUGUAUUUUUCUUAAGAGCAUGAGCUAUAUUAUACAUUUCUUUGUAUUUCCUUCAAAAUAAUGCCUUGUUAUACAUAGGAGGGGUAGAAUGUUUCUUGAUUUCAAUAAUAGGUACUCAGUUAAUUUUUGUUGUAUAAUUGAUUGAACUUUAUCUUCUGUUAUUAGAAUUGAGUGCAAGCAAACCUCACCUUGUUUUGUCCUCCUUUGCCCUGCUAAAAACUUCUGAUAUGUUUUAACAUCUCCCUAUACAUAGGGCCCUUACCUUUCCUUUCCCCUUUUCCUCCUUUCCCUUUCCUGAGAGUCUUGCUUUGUCAUUCAGGCUGGAGUGCAGUGGUGUGAUCUCGGCUCACUGUAACCUCCAUCUCCUGGAUUCAAGUGAUUCUCCUGCCUCAGCCUCCCGAGUAGCUGGGACUACAGGCAUGUGCCAUCAUGCCUGGCUAAUUUUUUUGUAUUUUUAGUAGAGACAGGGUUUCACUACAUUGGUCAGGCUGGUCUCGAACUCCUGAUCUCAGGUGAUCUCGCCUCGGCCUCCCAAAGUUCUGGGGAUUACAGGCAUGAGCCACUGCGCCUGGCCUCUUAGGGCUAUUUCUUGAAUUAAUGAUUAGAAUGUUAUUGCUCACAAAAGCUGCGUGGCUGCUUUUCUUCUCCAGGGAUUAUUUAUGUGAAAGUUGAUUAUACAUAUUGGAUCAUUCUUGUCAUACCCAACUAAAUUGGAGUCGAGAAGCCAAGGGGAACAAGCUCUCAGAGCACAUAGCACCUGCUCCAAUAAUUAAUAUUUUCACAAGCCCAGCUACUGAAAUAGCCCAAUGUAACCCUGAGACCAGUUUGAUCUUGUAGUUGCCAAAAUGACUUGCCCUGACUCUUAGGACUAGUUUUACAUACCAUGGUCACUCACUAAUCAGAAUUUGCCGACUCCCAAAACUUUCUUUGAUGCCAGUGAGCUUGCUUUCAAAACAACAUGUACUAUUUCCCUUUCUAAUAAAACUCCCAAUCAUCUCUUUGUUCUUCAGACAUGUCUGUGUGUAUGCCCUGAAACGCAAUUCUUGCUUCCCAAAUAAAACAUUUUAAAUUUA
This is a messenger RNA of Symphalangus syndactylus (siamang), 4709 nucleotides long. Its product is annotated as immediate early response 3-interacting protein 1-like. Lineage: Eukaryota; Metazoa; Chordata; Mammalia; Primates; Hylobatidae. The record is from RefSeq and is a predicted model, not a curated record. Gene Ontology annotation, biological process: endoplasmic reticulum to Golgi vesicle-mediated transport. Gene Ontology annotation, cellular component: Golgi membrane; endoplasmic reticulum membrane; COPII-coated ER to Golgi transport vesicle.